ACUAAAAAAUAAACAAUCUUCAAAACUUGUUAACUAUUUAAAUUAUAUUCGUUUUAGAGUAAUUAUUUGUCGUUAGCUCGCUGUACUGGCAGCGAAUGUUUAAUUGUUAUACAUGGCAUUCUGGCUACAAUUGAGAGUUUUAAUAUGGAAAAACCUUCUAUACCGAAGAAGACAAAAGACAAGAUUUUGUGUAGAAAUGAUAUGGCCCUUGUUCAUGUUUUUUGUUUUGGCAUGGAUACGAAGAUCUGGAUUGAAAGUCUCAUAUGAUCAUUGUCAUUUAACCACUAAACCCCUUUUGACUGCGGGCCUCAUGCCCUUUAUUCAUGGGUUUUUCUGUGCAUUUAACAACACAUGUUUCUCGACUAAAGAGGAAGCCGUUGCCAAGUUGGGGAAGCUUUUUGAACCGAACGGGUUUGCAUCAUUUCACGCUGGGUUAACGGAGCUCAUAGCUAAAUCAAAGAACAAAGAAAGGCAGAGAGUGUAUGAAUUACAGACCACCCUAACAAAUGUUUCCGAAUACGUUACACAAGCGUUGCAUAUUUUAGAGAGAAAUGCUGGCAUCAAAGAAUACACUUUGGUUUCAAAAGACAGAUAUAUACUGAAGAAGAAUUUGGACUUUGCUGUCAAUGGUUACCAAAAUAUUUCUGGAUACAUAAAACUAUUUGAUACAAAUGGCGAUGAUAGAGCUAAAAAGAAGGAUCAACUGCUGUGGAUGAAGGAUAUAAUAUUUUUAUUAAAAGAAUAUUUGUGUAAUGACACCACUAAAAAUGAUUUAUUAGCUGAUGAUUUGGAUAAUGAGAAUUAUGAGUCCUACGGUGAUGACCUUCUUCAAUUUGCAAUAAAUAGGGAAAAUUUACCAGAAGAGUCGAUGUUUAAUGAAAAGUGUGUAUCAAUUAUUCAGACUAUUGAGUCUCAUGCACGAUUGAAAUUGAUUUGGAGGGUCGUUAAACCAUUUUUUGUAGGGAAAAUUAUUUAUACUCCUGUUACUAAUGUUACUGAGAGUAUAAUGAUAAGAGUCAAUAAGUUCUUCGAAUCAAUUAGAAUACUUCAACAAUUAAAGAUGCCCAUUGAUCCAGGAAAAUCGGGCUCUUUCAACCUCAAAGUCGAUCACAUUUUAAAAUUACAGGAGCAUUUAAAUUCAUCAAUAUUAGAGGAUAUGCUCAGCAGUGAAUCCAUCAAUGAAUAUCGACAAACAAUGGAAAAAUUCCUCAAACUUUUUGAUAAAUAUGAUUCAGAUGAAGAUGUUAUUAGUAAACUAAUUAACAUGCAAGAAUUUGACAUUCAGCCUAACGACGUUUUAAAAUGCUUAGAAGGGAAAAAAGUUGUCGGAUUUCAAGAUUAUAAAGAAGCUGAGAGUGUAGCGGCUGAACUCGGUGCGAGAAAUCGAUUGUGGGGUUUCGUUCAUUUUUCAAAUGCUGGCGAAACGAAAAUCAACACUUUUGUGAACUACACGAUUAGAGUUAAUGCGGAGAGGACUGAUGACACAUACUACAUAGUUGAUAAAGUAAUGAGAUGGACUCCUCGAACAAGACCACACGAGACUAAAUAUAUUUCAAACGGAUUUAUUUAUCUCCAAGACAUUAUAGACCACAGUAUUAUUCAAGAAAUGACAGGAAUAGAAGACAUUCCAGGGAAUGUGCUUCAAUUUGUCCCUUAUCCUUGUCACACUUAUGAUUCGUUUAUCACAGCGAUAUCAGCAACUUUUCCUUUUUUUAUGGUGAUGUCCUGGAUCUAUACAUGUUCUAUGAUAGUCAAAUCGAUCGUCUAUGAGAAAGAACAGCGACUGAAAGAAACAAUGAGAGUUAUGGGCUUGGGAAAUGAAAUCCAUUGGAUCGGGUGGUUUAUUGAUAGUUUAUUACCAAUGAUGUUCACCGUAUUAAUGCUUUCGUGUAUUCUUACCUUUGGAGGAGUAAUGGAGUUGAGCAGUUUUGCAAUUGUAUUUCUUUUUUUAACAAGCUAUACUUUGGCGUGUAUCGCUUUCUCAUUUUUCCUCACUAUAUUUUUUUCGAGAGCGAAUGUUGCUGCUGCCUCAGCUGGUAUAAUAUUUUUCUUCUUAUAUCUACCAUAUCCGUUUAUGGUCAGAUGGAUGGACCACCUCAACAUAUAUCAUAAACUUGCUGGUUCGCUUUCCAUGAACGUCGCUCUUGGACUAGGUGCUUCUUAUAUAGCAAUGUUUGAAGAAGCAGGUGUUGGGCUCCAGUGGGGCAAUAUCGGUUCGAGCCCUCGAUAUGCUGAUAAUUAUAGCAUGCUUAUUGUUAUAUACACGUUGCUUUUCGAUUUUGCUCUUUUCCUUAUACUUACUUGGUACGUAGAAGCCAUUAUGCCAGGUAAAUAUGGUAUUCCCAAGCCCUGGUAUUUCCCAUUUAAGAUGGAAUAUUGGUCAAGUACUACACACCAAUCACCAAGUAGAAUAUUGAGAGAUACCUCAAGCCGACCUAUAUCAGAUAUAGGGCUAAGCGAGAACAACUUUGAAGAAGAACCAGCAGAUCUAGAGGCUGGAGUAGUAAUUGACAAUUUGACAAAGACGUACAGCAACGGAAAGACUGCUGUACGCAAGCUCACAAUAAAUUUUUAUGAAGGUCAAAUAACUUCUCUGUUGGGGCACAAUGGGGCUGGAAAGACUACGACGAUAUCAAUUCUUACUGGUAUAUACAGACCUACUUCUGGUGAUGCUUAUGUGAACGGCUACAGCAUUAAACGUGAUAUGGACAAGGUUAGAACCAACCUUGGGAUGUGUCCGCAAUUCAAUGUUUUAUUUGACAAGCUUACUGUACAAGAGCAUCUAUUGUUUUAUGGUAAACUUCGUGGAGGGGAUAAAGGCGGUCUUCAAAAAGAAAUUGCACAGAUGCUACUGGAUUUACAGUUGGAAAAGAAAAGUGCAGCGUUCCCAAAUGACUUAUCCGGAGGGAUGCAAAGGAAACUCUCAAUUGCAGUUGCUUACAUUGGUGGAGCAAAGACGGUGAUUCUGGAUGAACCGACUUCAGGUGUUGAUCCAUAUUCAAGAAGAUCAAUCUGGGAAUUGCUUAUUAAGUAUAAAAAAGACAGAACUGUGAUUCUUACAACCCACUACAUGGAUGAAGCAGACCUGUUAAGCGACAGGGUUGCUAUUGUCGCUCAAGGGAAGGUCAGGUGUGCAGGAUCCGUUGCUUUCCUUAAAGAGAGAUUUGGUAAGGGUUAUGAGAUCACACUUGAAAUUGCGCCUAUGGAAAAAGAUCCCGAACCAGCCUCGGCACAAUAUACAAUAUCAGCCCCGUUGAGAAAAAUUGAUGUUGAAGGAGUAACAGCUGCAAUAAGAAAAAUAAUACCGGAAGCAAAACUUGAAGAUCAUAAAGGCUCAGAAGUCAAGUAUACACUUCCAGAAAGAAAUUCUUCUCAGAUUGCGAGGCUCUGUGACCACUUGGAUGCUAAUGAAGGACAGCUGAAAAUUGCAUCUUACGGGAUCACAGACUGUUCAUUGGAGGAUAUAUUUUUAACUGUCACUGGUGAAGGUGAUCAGAAGAAAUCCAAAUAUCCAGCCAGUGAAAGUUCAGGUGCAUUUUUUUCCAACUUAGCCAAAGCACUGAGCAAACAGAGGAAUUCAAAUGACAGUGGAGCAUCACAGACAAGCACAGAACCACAAAAAGAUAGGAUGAGCAAAAUAGUCAAAUGUUUGAGACAGUUCAAAGCUUUAACGUUCAAGCGUUUUAAUAAUGUUAAAAGAAACAGGAAGGCAAUUUUAUCUGAGUGGAUCUCACCUUCACUUAUUAUCCUUUUUGCUAUGGUAGUAAUGAAGUUGUUUCCUCCUCUACAAGAAAGGCCAUCAAGGAUUCUUGUAUUUAGCGACUAUGACCCUCCCAGGUAUUUAUUUCAAUCAGAAGGUGAGACAAAUGAACUCACGAAAAAACUUCUGAUGCAGCUUUCAUCAGAUACAGGAUUUGGUCAUAGUUGUGUUCGUACUGAAGUUAAAAUAAGGGAUGUCUCAUGCACUCAUGCAAAGAACCACAUUGAAAAUAGACUAGUAACACCAAAAAAUUGUAGUUGUUCAACUGGAAGUCAAAUAUGUGAUGAACACGAAACACCUCUUCCUGCUCACAUUAAGACAUCUUCAGCAGAAUUAGUGAUUGAUUUAAAUAACGUAGAUAUCCCUCAUUGGCUAAUACACACAUAUCCUAAAUAUAGAUUGAAAAGAUUGGGAGGAGUAGAGAUGAAUGUAAGUUCUGAGAUUCCAAACCUUGAUCUCGAGGGUAAAAUACAAGACAUGAAUAACAAUAACAAUAAAUUCAAAGGAGAUUUAGGGUUGAAACCAUGGUUCCAGUUAUUAAAAAUAUGGUUUAACAACAAAGAUUGGCAUUCUUCAGUUACGAUGUUAAAUUAUGUUAACAAUGGUUUACUGAGGGCUUUGAUAAAAGACAAGCCUGGUAAAUAUGGAAUUAUGACAGUUAACCAUCCGAUGAAUUUUACAGCCAAAGAGCGUGAAUUGGAAAUAGUAAAACAAAGCAGUAGGUCUAUUUUAACUACAAUUGCUGUUAUAUUUGCAAUGAGCUUUGUACCAGCUUCGUUUACACUGUUUUUGAUAGAAGAGAGAGUUAGCAAUUCUAAACACCUUCAGCUAUCAUCAGGUGUUAGUCGUUUCAUAUACUGGUCUCAGACAUUCAUAUGGGAUAUGUUGUGCUUCAUAAUUUCUGCAUUUUUAUGCAUUUUGCUGUUUUUUGCAUUUAAUUAUCAAGAGUUUGUAUCGAGAGCACAUUUACCAGGAAUAAUUCUGCUUCUAUUACUCUAUGGAUGGGCUGUAAUACCACUCAUGUACACCGGAAGCUUUCUAUUUGAGAUUCCAGCUUCUGCUUUUGUAGCAUUAUCAUGUUGUAAUGUUUUCAUAGGUGUAGUUACAACAAUUGUUCCUUUCAUUCUGGAUUCAUUUAAAAAUGAUAAGAACAUAGGAAGAACAAAUAAUCUAUUGAAGAACAUAUUUUUAAUAUUUCCCCAAUUUUGCUUGGGUGAUGGCUUAACCAAGCUAUCGCAUAAUCAUAACCAGGCUGCACUUCGGGAAUUUUACGAUAUUGCAAAGGAUGUAUCUAUUUUUGAUUGGGAUUUCCUCUUUGUUAAUUACCUCAUGUUGCUCUUCUUGGGUGUCGUUUUCUUUAUAUUAACUCUCUGUCUGGAAUAUGAUAUAUUUAGAACUCAUUUACUUGAUCUGUUCUUUACCUUUAGAAAACCUCAAACUAAACCUCUAGACCUGGAUGAAGAUGUGCUCAAGGAGCAAGAAAGAGUAAAAGAUCAUUACUGUAAGGAUUUGGUUAUUAUAAGAGACCUCUAUAAGAAAUACAAACGGAAGAAGCAGCCAUCUGUUAGGGGAGUAAGUUUGGGAUUAAAGAGUGGUGAAUGUUUUGGAUUGCUGGGUAUAAAUGGGGCUGGCAAGACUACCACUUUUAAGAUGCUUACCGGCGAGUUAAAACCAUCUAGUGGCGAUGCUUUUAUUAAAGGAUACAGUGUAACUACAAAUAUUGACAAGGCACGGACUGUUAUGGGUUACUGCCCACAAUUUGAUGCUCUGCAUCCCCUUUUGACAGUAAAAGAAACAUUACAGCUGUAUGCAGAAAUUAGAAAUAUACCAAGUGCUAUGGUUCCUCAGACCGUUGAUGAAAUGAUCAACGAAUUGGGACUGUCACAAUUUGUUCACAAACUAGCGGGUGAUUUGUCUGGUGGGAAUAAAAGGAAAUUGUCAACCGCAAUUGCACUUAUCGGGAUGCCUCCUGUUGUCUUUUUGGAUGAACCGACAACUGGGAUGGAUCCAAAAAGCAGAAGGUUUCUGUGGUCGUGUAUUGAAGAGUUGAUAAAAAGUGGCACUUGUGUCAUUCUGACUUCACACAGUAUGGAAGAAUGCCAAGCGUUAUGCACAAAAUUGACCAUCAUGGUCAAUGGACAGUUUCAAUGUUUAGGAUCAGCCCAGCAUUUAAAGAAAAAAUAUGGAAAAGGAUAUCAAAUUAUCAUAAGAUUUCCAUUGGAAAAAAGAGAUGAACUAAAGAAAUAUGUUGCCUUCCAAUUACCGACUUCGGUUGUCGAUGAAGAGCAUUUGAACCAGAUUCGUUACCAUGUUACAAACAUAAAAGUUUCAAAGUUAUUUAUUGAAAUGGAGUAUGCUAAAAAUCGUGGUUUGAUUAAGGACUUUUCUGUAUCCCAAACCACUUUAGAAGAGGUCUUCAUGGCUUUUGCCAGACAACAAGAACAAGAGGAAGCAAUUAAACACAAAGAGUUGUGGUGUUUGAAAUUAUGGAAAUAUUUGUGUUGUAAAAAGAAAAAAGAAAUAAAAAUGACCGCACCAUCCAAAGAACUGCCUGGAACAGAACCAAAUGACAAAUCUAAAGAACGAAAAUCUGGAGAUAACAAGUUGGAUUCAGUGGAAACAAUAAAAUCUGUAAAAUCAGUAAAAUCUGUAGCCACAAAUGCAUCACAACAUUCAUCGCAUAAUUUAGAACCAACUGAAUCUGCUGGAAAACUCAAACUCAAAGAAACGAAAUCUAAAGAAAUUAACUAAAUUUAGACAGUUUUAUCAACAAAAACAUGAUAACAUUAUAAUUUUUUUGCUU
Molecule: messenger RNA, 6563 nt
Organism: Cimex lectularius (bed bug)
Lineage: Eukaryota; Metazoa; Arthropoda; Insecta; Hemiptera; Cimicidae
Product: retinal-specific ATP-binding cassette transporter-like
Exons: 43
Coding region: 113-6511 (2132 amino acids)
Biological process (GO): lipid transport; transmembrane transport
Cellular component (GO): membrane; intracellular membrane-bounded organelle
Molecular function (GO): ATP hydrolysis activity; lipid carrier activity; ABC-type transporter activity
Source: RefSeq, a predicted model, not a curated record